AUGGCUGCUGGAGACAACAGCGGCAGGCCUCCGUGCCUUAAUUUCUCUGGUCCAGGUCCUUUGGGCAAUGGCCAGCCCAGCAACAGCGUCUUUUCAAUGCAAACGUCCAACAGCGGAGCCGUCGGGGCGGCGGGCGGGGCGCAGGGAGCGGCCAGGCGUCCCAACCCGCAGCUGGGGCCUGGUGGGGGAGAAAGCAACGGUGUUUCGGCCGGAGCUCCGCCGACUGCGCAGAACUCCCUCCAGCAGCCCGCUCAAGGAGCCGCUGCGGUGGGGGCGGCCGCCGGAGCCAUGGCCACCUCAGCGUCCAACAUGACAACCACCGCGGCGUCCAACGCAUCCCCGGCGGCAGUGCCGACCACACAUUCCUCAUUUUCGGCGACACCAUCCGCUGCGUCGGUGCUGGUGUACCGAGAGCCGGUGUACAACUGGCAGGCGACGAAAAGCACCGUCAAGGAGAGGUUUGCUUUCCUUUUCAACAACGAGGUACUCAGUGACGUUCAUUUUUUGGUUGGCAAAGGAAUGGGGGUGCAGAGGAUACCCGCGCACAGGUUUGUUCUCGCCGUGGGGAGCGCAGUGUUUGAUGCCAUGUUCAAUGGUGGGAUGGCGACGACGUCCACGGAAAUAGAGCUUCCUGAUGUGGAGCCUGCUGCCUUUCUGGCGCUGCUGAAGUUUCUGUACUCUGAUGAGGUCCAGAUAGGGCCUGAGACAGUAAUGACCACACUCUACACAGCGAAAAAGUAUGCAGUGCCUGCACUGGAGGCUCACUGUGUGGAGUUUCUCAAGAAGAACCUAAGGGCAGACAAUGCUUUCAUGCUGCUUACACAGGCACGGUUGUUUGAUGAGCCUCAGCUGGCAAGCCUGUGUCUAGAAAACAUUGACAAGAAUACUGGGGACGCUCUUGCUGCUGAAGGCUUUACUGACAUAGAUUUGGACACAUUGGUGGCAGUGCUGGAGAGGGAUACUCUAGGGGUGAGGGAGGUGCGUUUGUUUGGGGCUGCAGUGCGCUGGGCGGAGGCAGAGGCCCACAGGCAGCAGCUGCAGCCAACUCCGGAGAACAAACGCAGAGUCCUGGGAAAGGCCCUCACACUCAUCCGCUUCCCUCUCAUGACCAUUGAGGAGUUUGCUGCAGGUCCAGCCCAGUCCAGUAUUCUGACUGACAGGGAGGUGGUGAGUCUGUUCCUCCACUUCACCGUCAAUCCAAAGCCACGUGUGGAGUUCAUUGACCGGCCUCGCUGCUGCCUCCGUGGGAAGGAGUGCAGCAUCACACGGUUUGGACAGGUGGAGAGCCGCUGGGGCUACAGCGGGACAAGUGACCGCAUACGGUUCUCAGUAAACAGAAGGAUAUUUGUGGUCGGGUUCGGUCUCUACGGGUCUAUACAUGGACCCACAGACUACCAAGUCAAUAUACAGAUAAUUCACACUGACAGUAACACGGUGCUGGGCCAGAACGAUACCGGCUUCAGCUGUGAUGGGUCUGCCAACACCUUCAGAGUCAUGUUCAAAGAACCAGUGGAAAUACUACCCAACGUCAACUACACUGCCUGUGCUACACUUAAGGGUCCAGACUCUCACUAUGGUACUAAGGGAAUGCGAAAGGUAACGCAUGAGUCAUCAUCCACCGGCACAAAAACCUGUUUCACCUUCUGCUAUGCAGCAGGCAACAACAACGGCACUUCAGUAGAGGACGGACAAAUCCCCGAGGUCAUCUUCUACACGUAGUCGCCCCUGACCUCGUGUUGACCUUUUCACCUUGAUGUGACAAGCUGACCUCAGUCUGGUGCCAGAUUUCAGCGGUUAGACUGUGGCUAAUCUCUCAGACAACAUCCUAUUGUUCUCUCCAUAUAGUGUACUGCUGUUGGCCACAUAGGAGGGUGAAUAUCUGUGAGGCAAUGUAGGUCACUACAUGGGGCGUAGCUUGUCAUCUGAGAUGCUGCCUCUCUCUUUCUCAAUGGUCUUCUUUAUCCCAUUGUGUUGUUCCCACAGUGGGGUGGAGGGAGGAUGUCGAUGUUGGAAGUUAUUAAGUGAUGUAAGUCGUUUAAACAACGAGAGAGGGAGAGAGAGAGACAGAGAGAGAAGGGCCGAGACAGAUACAGAGAGAGAGAGGAGCCUCUCAGACUGUGAUGCAGUAUUGAUGUCACUGCUGUGGACUGAAGACAUAAACCUUAACACUGAAUUUUACUUUAGCUGUAUGAUUCCCCUUCUUGUACUCGAGCUGCAUUAGAGCAAAGGAUUCGCAGUUGUAUGAAUGUACAGAUUAUUUUGUCCCCACUCACAUUUGCCUAGAGAAGAGCCUUCUCACUGUUGCAGAGCAAAGCAGAAUUUCACUCAUUUCCACACCAGCUGUAACUCCCAGACUCAUAGAAUUCAUAGGCUUAACCGAACUCUUGUGGCAGAUCUGAAUGGGUGUGGCUGGAGACAAUAUGAAAAGCCGCAGACAAACUGUAAUGCGUUCAGAAAUGUAACCCUUUGGGGAAAAAAAGUCUACAUCUAAAAUCUACAGAUUAAAACAUUUGUGAGUACCACAUACAAUCUGUGACACCACAUCCUUGCUUGAUAGUUGCCUGUACCCAAGAUACCUUGCACUUCUUGGUCUUGCAUAUGUUCAUUGGUUGUUUUAACUAUGGAUGCACACUAACUCCUCCUUGGAAAUGUUUCUUUGCAGCCUUGUUUUAAAAUGUACGGGUGUAAAAGACCCUUCCCUCUUGGUGCAGAAGUUAAAGGGUUGUAUAUUAAACUGGCAUUUAUUAACAUUGAUGUAACUUGAAAUAACUAUGGAUUAAAGAGUGAGACAAAG
This is a messenger RNA of Myripristis murdjan (pinecone soldierfish), 2794 nucleotides long. It is a transcript of the gene btbd2b, whose product is annotated as BTB (POZ) domain containing 2b. Lineage: Eukaryota; Metazoa; Chordata; Actinopteri; Holocentriformes; Holocentridae. Gene Ontology annotation, cellular component: cytosol; P-body. The record is from RefSeq and is a predicted model, not a curated record. The coding region runs from base 1 to 1719 and encodes 572 amino acids. Gene Ontology annotation, biological process: neurogenesis. The transcript is spliced from 9 exons. Gene Ontology annotation, molecular function: protein binding.